Molecule: messenger RNA, 2910 nt
Organism: Miniopterus natalensis
Lineage: Eukaryota; Metazoa; Chordata; Mammalia; Chiroptera; Miniopteridae
Source: RefSeq, a predicted model, not a curated record
CGCCUGGAUCCUAGGUCGAUGCUCAGCCACUGAGCCACACCAGCUGGCAAGAGUUUGUCAGUUUUAACACUUACUAUGAAUUACUCGAUCGUGGUGUUUCCCUGGCCUUAACUUCCCGACAGUUUCUCUGACUCAUGUAUGUCGUGAGCUCCUGACGCCAACUCCUCCUGACCAGGAUGAAGACCCGGCUGUUUUCUUUUUCAUGCAGGGGUGACCUUGGGGAGCACCUCAGCACCUGCCACGCCACAGGCCGGGAUGAGGGACGAGGGAGGAGCCUAUGAAGUCGUCAGUGCCUCGCUUUUGAACGGAGACACCUGGGACCCGGCGCGGAGCGCCCGCGGAAAGAUUCACCCGGAAGAGCUGAUGUUUCGGAUGCAACUGGGGGGCCAGGAGCUGACCGUCCACCUGGAAAGAAAUGAGGGCCUCAUUGCCAGUGGUUUCACAGAAACCCACUACCUUCAGGAUGGCACUGACGUGUCCCUCACUCGGAAUCACACGGGUCACUGUUACUACCACGGGCAUGUGCAAGGGGACCCCGGCUCCAUGGUCAGCCUCAGCACUUGCUCCGGUCUCAGGGGACUUAUUGCAUUUGAAAAUAAAAGCUACAUCUUAGAGCCAAUGGAAAACGUAACUGACAGAUACAAGCUCUUCCCGGCGGAGGCCCUGAAAGGCGUCUGGGGAUCGUGUGGGUCGCGUCUCAACACCUCCAGCCCCGCAGUGGACGGUGGACUCCCGCCGCCCUCCCAGACGUGGGCGAGAAGGCGUAAGCGAGAGACCCUCAAGAUGACCAAGUACGUAGAGCUGGUUAUCGUCGCAGACAACCGAGAGUUUCAGAGGCAAGGAAAAGACCUGGAAAAAGUUAAGCAGCGAUUAAUAGAGAUCGCUAAUCACGUUGACAAGUUUUACAGGCCGCUGAACAUCCGCGUGGUGCUGGUGGGCGUGGAGGUGUGGAGCGACAUCGACAAGUGCCCCAUCAGCCAGGACCCGUUCACCAGCCUCCACGAGUUCCUGGACUGGAGGAAGAUGAAGCUUCUACCUCGCAAGUCCCACGACAACGCACAGCUGGUCAGUGGGGUUUAUUUCCAAGGGACCACCAUCGGCAUGGCGCCCAUCAUGAGCAUGUGCACUGCGGAGCAGUCUGGCGGCAUUGUCAUGGACCACUCGGACAGCCCCCUCGGCGCGGCCGUGACCCUGGCGCACGAGCUGGGCCACAACUUCGGGAUGAACCACGACACCCUGGAGAGAGGCUGCAGCUGCAGGACGGCUGCCGACACAGGAGGCUGCAUCAUGAACCCCUCGACCGGGUACCCCUUCCCCAUGGUGUUCAGCAGCUGCAGCCGCAAGGACCUGGAGGCCAGCCUGGAGAAGGGUGUGGGGAUGUGCCUCUUCAACCUGCCCGAGGUCAAGCAGGCCUUCGGAGGCCAGAAGUGCGGGAACGGAUACGUCGAGGAAGGAGAGGAGUGUGACUGCGGGGAGCCCGAGGAGUGCACGAACCUCUGCUGCAACGCCACCUCCUGCACCCUGAGGCCAGGCGCGGUCUGCGCCCACGGGCUGUGCUGCCGAGACUGCCAGCUGAAACCCGCGGGGACGGCCUGCAGGGGCGCCAGCAACGCCUGUGACCUCCCCGAGUUCUGCUCAGGCGCCAGCCCCCACUGCCCGGCCAACGUCUACCUGCACGACGGGCACCCGUGCCAGGGUGUGGACGGCUACUGCUACAACGGCAUCUGCCAGACCCACGAGCAGCAGUGCGUCACGCUCUGGGGACCAGGUGCAAAACCCGCCCCUGGGAUCUGCUUUGAGAGAGUCAACUCCGCAGGCGACCCCUACGGCAACUGCGGCAAAGACUCCAAGAGUUCCUUUGCCAAGUGCGAGAUGAGAGACGCUAAAUGUGGGAAAAUCCAGUGUCAAGGAGGCGCCAGCCGGCCAGUCAUUGGUACCAAUGCCGUUUCCAUAGAAACGAACAUCCCGCUGCAGGAAGGGGGCCGGAUUCUGUGCCGCGGGACCCACGUGUACUUGGGCGACGACAUGCCGGACCCGGGGCUGGUGCUCGCCGGCACCAAGUGCGCGGAAGGCAAAAUUUGCCUCAAUCGUCGGUGCCAGAAUAUUAGUGUCUUCGGUGUCCACGAGUGUGCGAAGCAAUGCCACAGCAGAGGGGUGUGUAACAACAGGAAGAAUUGCCACUGCGAGGCCCACUGGGCACCCCCCUUCUGUGACAAGUUUGGCUUCGGAGGGAGCACAGACAGCGGCCCCAUCCGGCAAGCAGAGAACCAAGGUUUAACCAUAGGCAUCCUGGCAGCCAUCCUGUGUCUCCUCAUGGCCGGGUUCGCGGUUUAUCUCAAAAGGAGAACGCUGAUCCAACUGCUGUUUACAGACAAGAAAACCACCAUCGAGAAGCUAAGGUGUGUGCGCCCGGCCCGGCCCGCCGGCGACCUUCACCGUUCCGUGUCCGUGGGGAUUUUGUACACUUGUAAGACCCGUGCGUCAUGGCUUUUUGCUCUGACCCCGCAGGACAACCCCAAGAGGCUGCCACAGUGCCAGGACGUUGACAUCAGCAGGCCCCUCAAGGCCCUGGACCUCCCUCGGCCCAGUUCGCCGCAGCGAGUGCUCCCGACCCUCCACCAGGCUCCCCGCGCGCCCAGCGUCCCCGCCAGGCCUCUGCCAGCCGACCCCGCGCCUCGGCAGGCCCAGGGACCUCGGAAGCCCAGCCCCCCUCAGAAGCCCCUGCCUGCAGUGCCCGUGAGCAAGGCCGCCCGGCUCGCCCACGCCUCCGCCUCCGCCAGCACCCCCGGACAGCGGGAGUCAGCGCUCCGCCUGGCACCCCUCAGACCAGCUCCCCAGCGUCCACUCCACGUGCCCAGACCCGCCCAUGCCGCCCACGCUAAGUGAGAAGCCAACUGCCACUUUUCAACA